CGUGCUGUGUACUCAUUAGCUGGAGAAAUUUUAAUUCGAUAUCAUAGCUUGAAGUCAUCAAGAUGUGACCAAAUAUUGAAACUAAUGGAAGAGGAAGGAGAAAAAGGACUUGAAGAAGGAUAUCUCCUGAUAAGGGUUCACGUACCCGAAUUAAACGUGCAAAAAUGCCUCCAGUUUCCUCGGGAUCAACUCGUAUGGGACGUGAAACAGCAAUGUCUCGCUGCUUUGCCGAAGGUUGCUACUUGGUACAGGGAGUUGAAGGAGAGCUUCAACUACGGAUUGUUCAGCCCACCGGAAAAUGGAAGAGCCGGGAAAUUCUUGGAUGAAGAACGCCGUCUCGGUGACUAUCCCUUCAACGGUCCCGUGGGUUACCUGGAGUUAAAGUACAAGAGGAGGGUGUACAAAAUGCUCAGUUUAGAUGAAAAGCAAUUGAAGAGUCUUCACACGCGUGCGAAUCUAAGACGAUUUUUGGAUUACGUCAUUAAUGGGCAAGUUGAGAAGAUUACGAAGAUGUGUUCUAAAGGUCUCGACCCAAAUUUUCACUGCCAAGAUUCAGGUGAAACCCCUUUAACAAUCGCGACGGGAAUUAAAAAGCCGGCGAAAAUGUUAAUGGCGUUGGUAAACGGGGGCGCCCUUUUGGAUUAUCGUACCAGAGAUGGUUCCACGGCAAUUCAUCGAUCCGUGGAACAUAAAAGCCUCGAAGCGAUGAAAACGUUACUGGAAUUGGGCGCCUCCCCCAAUUACAAAGACGGAAAAGGAUUAACUCCUUUAUACCUAACAAUAACACAAAAUGUUGAACCGAAAUUCACCGAAACACUACUCCACGACCACGCUUCCAUCGGCGCUCAAGAUUUGCAAGGUUGGCAGGAAGUACACCAGGCGUGCAGGACCGGUUUGAUUCAACAUUUGGAGCAUUUAUUGUUUUACGGGGCCGAUAUGAACGCGAGAAAUGCGUCGGGAAACACGCCUCUACACGUUUGUGCCGUUAACAGUCAAGAAUCCUGCACGAGACAGCUUCUGUUUAGAGGAGCGGAUCGACAGGCCCUUAAUUAUGCCAACCAAACGCCCUAUCAAGUGGCCGUUAUAGCCGGAAACAUGGAAUUGGCGGAUAUUAUUCAAAAUUAUAAACAGGAUGAUGUCGUACCAUUUCGUGAUCCACCGAGUUAUAACCCAAAACGUCGUUCUGCUGUUGGCUGGCUUACGAGAGCCCCAUCGUUGAGCUGUCUUGCCUUGCCCCCAUCUCCUUGCCCAAGCGACAGAUCCUCAGCCCCAUUCAGCUCAGCAAGUUCGAGUAUGAGCGAUGGAAGUGCUCCUUUGGGUCUAGAAACCGACACUGCAAGUAUCGUCACAGUGCUUGCACUGGGUGUUACAGAAAAAUCUUUGGGGGAUACCAGUGAUAUUGUCAGCGAUAGUAGUGGGGUUGGAACGGCGAAUUCUGACACAACAAUCGGGAGUCUCUCUGUACCCGGAAGUACAGUUGUUUGUAUAGAAUCUUAUAACCCGAAGGAGGAAGGACAUUUACCUAUGAGGGAAGGAGAUAUUAUUGAAG
This is a messenger RNA of Onthophagus taurus, 1549 nucleotides long. The record is from RefSeq and is a predicted model, not a curated record. NCBI's taxonomy places the organism in Eukaryota, Metazoa, Arthropoda, Insecta, Coleoptera, Scarabaeidae.